This is a messenger RNA of Lytechinus pictus (painted urchin), 8147 nucleotides long. RefSeq lists its product as uncharacterized. Gene Ontology annotation, molecular function: protein binding; protein tyrosine phosphatase activity. The record is from RefSeq and is a predicted model, not a curated record. Lineage: Eukaryota; Metazoa; Echinodermata; Echinoidea; Temnopleuroida; Toxopneustidae. The coding region runs from base 189 to 5867 and encodes 1892 amino acids. The transcript is spliced from 37 exons. Gene Ontology annotation, biological process: protein dephosphorylation.
ACAGUUCCCGUCGGGAAAAUGCUUAACCGGUUGCCAAACCAGUAAUUUACCAAUACUUUUGGAGAGUUGUAUUACUAUCUGACUGGCUUCGCCGGGCUAUGGGAGUUUUUUAAACACGAUACGGAGAAAAUAGCAGCGUGUAGUGAAUUUGAAUAUUCAGACGGUGCUAAAAUUCACGCUUAGGAAUUAUGAGGGAUUACUACACAACGUGUGGUUUUAGGAAUUCACUUCUAACUCUAAUAUCUACGUCACAAUGGAUUAUUCUAUCGAUUCUCUUUCUGAUGACCGGACAAGGGAGUGGUCAGAUAUGCAACACGCCUAAUUGGAGAGAAUUUGGCAAGAACCAGUACCUUUUCGUGAAUGAUCCGGGUAGAACAUGGAAUAAUGCUAAGGAAUAUUGUCGUUCACAGGGCGGAGACCUCGCAGUUAUAACUUCUCAUGAACAAAACUCUUUCUUGAACACUUAUACACUGAAACGCCCGAAUGGAUAUAACUACUGGAUAGGCCUGAGUUACAAAGAUAGUGACGGGAAAUACACGUGGGUAAACAACACGCCAUCAGGGUUUUCAAACUUAAGACCCCAGGGCCAGCAAGGAGGAUGUGUUCGGCUCACGACCAGUCACUCGGGACAAUGGGAGGGCAGCAACUGCGCAGAGGGACGUGUUCAUAUUUGCCAGCGUGAUUCAGAUCCUCGUUGUUCUUGGCACCAGUACGGGCAAUCAUUCUACCGCUUCAUGGGAAAUGGGAGGAGUUUUGAUUCAGCACAGACUGAAUGUACGAACAUAGGAGGAAGAUUGGCGAUUAUCAGAUCAACGGAAAUUAACACAUUUCUAGAAUCGUUUGUAACACCUGCUCUUCCAUCCCCUCAUUGUUACUGGUUUGGCCUAAGUCGAAGCUCGGAUAGUGAGCCAUUUAUCUGGAAUGAUGGUAAUAACUUGAGCGACCCUCAAUGGGCUCCUGAAGAGCCAUCAAGCUCCACCAUGUCUAUAGGACGGUCCUGUGGAUGUUUAUGGUCAGAUCGAAACAGCGAUGGCAAUCACGGUCGAUGGGACAGUCGGAUUUGUGAAGACGCACUGCCUUACAUCUGUGAAAGACCACAAAUCCCACUUGAUGGAAAGUGGAUAGAAAUGGCAGCAGUGAAAGAUGUGCAGUAUUACUUCUCAACAUUUUCAUCGAAUUAUUUCAAUGCAAGCGAGUAUUGUCGGCAAAUAGGAGGACAUCUGGCGCAAUUGAAAACAUCAACCAUUGACACAGCAGUGACAACUCAAUUUGAAAAUAUGCAGGUCUACAGGUUUUUCUUCGGGCUAGAUGAUCUGAGUAACGAAAAUAAUUUUCGAUGGGCUGAUGGCACGUUAUUGAGCAAAACGGGAUAUUCAACAUGGAUUGGGUCAAACCCGGAUAAUUAUGCAGGGUACGAGCAUUGUGUGGAGAUGAAUCACAACGGUGGUUGGAAUGAUCGAUAUUGUAGCGAUCGAUUACGAUUUGUGUGCGAGAAACCAGAAGUACCUCCACUUCAUUUGAUUGCGAUGACGUCAACACCUUUCGGGAGCCCCGGGAACGCUCCAACUUUCUCUUGCGUACUCUCACCGGACAACACACAGAAUACCAUAACCUACAUAGAGAGGGUAGUUAGACCAAGCCUCACUCCUGGAGGCUACACACUGAACGUACCGGGCUCGGAGGUAACUCUAAAUGGCGGACUAACACAGAACCUACCUGAUGAAGCGACGGCUGUUGGCGUUUAUAAGUGCUCCACUACAUCUACAAUCACCGGUACUUCAACAUCAGCAGAUGUGACAAUUCUCUCACAAGAAAGACAUUUUCAACCAAGUGACGGUCGCCUCACCAAAACAGUUUAUCCCGAUGAUGACAUCACGCUCUCAGUGUCUACCACUGAUAGCUACGCAUCAGGGACGGCUGAAAUCCGGUGGAGCACAUUCUCAAACUUUGCAGAAGGAUCUUUAUCUCCAACUGGAGAUGGAGCUCUGACCUAUACCAUUCGUUCAGCAUCUAAGAGGAAUGCAGAUGUCUACGGAACAUUCGAAAACAAUGCAGUGGACAACCGUCUUUACAGCUUGAUUCGCGUCAUAGUUAGUGAAUGUCCCCGUGGCCGAUGGAACCUAUCGUUAUGUGAUCGUCUGUGUGAUAACUGCUACAAUGGAGGAAUCUGUCAUCCUCAAUCAGGAACGUGUAUCUGUCCUCCAGGAUUCAUGGGCAAGAACUGUUUAACUGCAUGCGGGAAACACCGAUUUGGAUGGGAAUGCGAGAUCGAAUGUGGUGACGGGAAAGUCUUGGAUGCUUGCAGCGGAAGUCAGAUCUGCCUACCCGAUCCUUAUGGAUGCAACUGCCUCUCUGGUUAUACAGGAAUAUACUGCAAUAAACAAUGUACUCCAGGAAAGUUCGGUGUUGACUGCCUUCAAUACUGUCACUGUGCUGGAGGGAUACCAUGUGAUGCUUUCACUGGAAGAUGUGAAGGAAGCUGCGAGGAUGGUUGGUCAGGAGAAGGCUGUCAAGUUCCACCCGUGUGUCCUGUUGGUUACUCUGGAAUCAAUUGCACGGAGUUCUGUAACUGUCCUGAUCUGUCAGAAUGCGAGAAGGAUUCUGGGUUAUGUACAUCAUCAGAGGGACAAUGUGAGGUUGGGUUUGUCGCUGAAACACCUGAAAAGCCAGACAGAUGUGCUACAUUUGUUGGGUGUUUUGAGUCCUGUUCUAAGACAUGCCAUUGUGCUGCUACCGUCACGUGUGACGAGUCGGGUUCGUGCACUUCAUGUCAUCCACGAUGGUCGGGAGGCAAUUGCCAAACAGAUCGUUUUACCGCUACUAGAGAAAAGACGAAUCCAGGCACUGCAAUCAUUUCAUGCACAUUCGCUACCAAUUCAGACGGUGGUCUCUCCAUGAGAGCUGCUAUUGGGGACUUCUCAACUGAAAGCUUCGUUACUGCUUCUACUGACUCAAGCGAUGGAUCAUCGAUGCAAUCGAACUUUACAUUUUCCGUUGAUGACAUAGAAACUAAAACGAUUUACUGUUUCGUUGGGAAUUCAACCAGUGACGAUGGAUUUGCUUAUAUCAGCUUGCUCCCUCAGGAGACAUUUGUUCUUCCGGUCUUCAACAGCCAGCCUAGGUUAGCGGAGCAAGGUUACAAUUAUCUGGUUAUUGCAUGGGAUUCUUGGAACCCUGGCGUUGAUGUUGGAGAUGGCCCUGUCAUCGGUUAUAAAGUAUACGUUACCUCUUCGGAUGGAAACGAAACAGUCACUUUUAUUACCGCAUCAGGUGUCCCAAUAGAGAGGGGAUCUUCAAGAAGAAAACGAGAAGAUGCACGAUGGAUGAAUUCUCUAAAGGUCGGACCUCUAGGGAAUGUGUCAUCAAGGAAGAAGAGACAAGGGGAUGCAGGAACACUGAUGCACAACGUUACUGGUCUGGAUGAUGGUCAGUCGUAUCUGAUUCAGAUUUCAGCAGUUCGUGAUGGUCUGAACGGCGAAGGUGAAAAGGGUCCAGCUCUUAGUGUGACAACUCGAAAAAUAGAACCCCCUCCGGGACCUUCUGCAACUGGUGCUGCUGUAGGUGGAGCAGUCGGUGGAAUAAUCUUCCUCGUGCUGCUGAUUGUCAUCAUAAUAAUUGUACUACGAUGGAGAAGAAGAAAACCUCGCCCUAAGCCGGUUUCCUACUCAUAUGAUAAUGAUUACAUUGGCGGCAUUUCAACAGAGGAUGAAACUGGAAAAUCUAACACACCAAACUCCACUGACACACUAAAAUCAACUCUAAAUGUGACACCAAAUAAACCUGUCGUACGACCAAAGCCCUCUAUCGCAGCCGAACCGCCGGUGACUUCCAACGGUGUAGACCAUGCUGAUGUGCCGGUCUCCGGGUCAAAAGAACCGCCAAAGGAGCGUCAUCCAAUACCAAUGUCGCAGUUUGCCACACUAGUUCAGAACAAUAGAUAUACAGAUAUGUUCUACGAAGAAUUCCAUUGCCUACCUGAAGCAAACAUCUUUCCUCAAACGGUUGCCAAGAAGAAGAUCAACUUUGAGAAGAACAGAUACAAGAAUAUCUUGCCAUACGAUUCAUCAAGAGUUGUCCUGCCGAUCAUAAACGAAGACCCAGAAUCCCAUUACUUCAACGCUUCAUAUCUGCCGAGCUUUGUAAAUGAGCACGCUUACAUAGCCUCACAAGGCCCGAAUAAUGCGAGCAUGAUUGAUUUCUGGCGGAUGGUAUGGCUGGAGAAUGUAAAAACAAUUGCCAUGGUCACGAACCUCCAAGAAGGAAACAAGAUAAAAUGUCGUCAAUACUGGCCUGAAUCGAAAUCUGUGACCUUUGGUGAAAUCCUUGUAAAGUUGGAGUCUGUUACGAAUUGUACCGGAGGAUUAAAGAGAACAAUGUACUUGACAAAGGGUGCCGACACCAAAGUUGUGAACCAGUUCCACUUUACUCAGUGGCCAGACAAAGCAGUUCCAAACAGCACAAGUGCUCUGCUUAGAUUUAUUGAUGAAGUGCAGAAGGAUCAUAGUCAAAAUGACUCUCCUCUACUGGUUCAUUGCAGUGCUGGAGUUGGAAGGACUGGUGUUGUGUUGAGCAUCGACAGUGUGGUAGCUGAAGCAAAGAGAACAAAUCAAGUGGAUAUCUUUGGAUACGUGUCCAAGAUGAGACAACACCGUCCUUACAUGGUGCAGACACAGGAGCAAUACAAGUUUGUGUACAUUGCAGUCCUGGAAGCUCUCUUGUCUGAAAAUACCAGAAUCCAAGCCUGCUACUUCGAAUCUGCAUUGAUGAAACUUCAAGUAGUAACCAGAAACAAAAAAGGGAUGUCCACUCUACUGGGCAAACAAUUUCAGAACCUGACGAUCGUUUGCCCGGAUCCCCCAGCAGCAAUGGUAAGAUCUGGUACACAGGCUGAAAAUCGGUCAAAGAGUCGAUAUGCCAACAUUCUUCCCCUGGAAAGGAGCCGUGUUAUUCUGCAAUCUAGGAACUCUUCGGAUUCUGACUUCAUCAACGCCAGCUUCGUUAAGGGCAUUCGAUACGGAUUCAUCACAACACAGAUGCCCAUGCCGAAUACCGUAGGUGAUUUCUGGUCAAUGGUAAUCGACUAUCAACCCGCGGUCAUUGUUAUGCUCAAUGAUGACAGCCGUGAUAAGAGUUGCGCUCAAUACUGGUUCGACAAUAGCGUUACAACAUUUGGAUCUGUCUCUGUAACAACGCUGUCAGUCUGUGAGAGAGAAGGGUUCAUUAUCAGAGAGCUUCAAGCAACUCGUGACAACUCACAGGUUUGUCACGUUGUGAAGCAGUACCAGUUCCUGGAGUGGCCAGCUAAAGCAAAACAACAAAGAGACCGUGCCAAGAGUCUCCUUGGUUUCAUUAGAGAGGUUGAGGAUUCUUUCAGCGACGUUUCAGAGGAGUUCCCGGUCGUUGUUCACUGUCUGAACGGUGUUGGUCGAACUGGUGUCUUUUGUACAACUCUAGAGUGCAUUACGCAGUUGAACACAGAGGACGCAGUUGAUAUAUUUCAACGGGUCAAGAUGCUCCGGAAUGAGAGGACGCACUUUGUACAAACGGAGGAAGAAUACUCUUUCAUCCACGAGCUGAUCAAUGAAUACCUACAUGAAAAUAACUACGAGCAGCUACCAGCACCGGUAGAGGAUGAGGAACACACGUACGGGAACGUGGAGUCUACCGCAGCCCCGGAUGUGACGGGCGAGGGCGUGUAUGAGAUAGCAAGCAUCCGAGAUGGCGCCGGGAACAGGCCCGAGUCAUAUGGUAACCUUGCAGGAUUAGAAGGCAGGCAGAGUGUUGCUGCUGCAGAGCAAAGUAGGUCUGAGGAACGAAAAGCUCAGCCACCGAGAGAUGAUGUCUAUGAAAAUGUGAAUUACCGGUAAUACUAAGAAUAUAUAUAUCCGGUAGAAAACACCAACACCUCUUGAAACACUUCAAUUUGGGUGUAUAUUUUUUUUUAAUUAAAAUGUGACUUGGAGUUGCAUAAAAAGCUCUAAAUUGGAAAUCACAAAUGAAAGUCACAUAUUCAUAGCAACAAAUACUAUAACAUACAGUGUCCGUUUAAAACAAAAAAAAACAUUCACUUUUGGAGGCUCAUUAAUCCAGGUUAUUUGCCAUAAUUAGGGCAGCAUAUGCAUGUAUAUGUUACAAGGUUUGUAGGGGUGCAAUAUCUAGUGUGCCAUUGUCCGAGUUAAUAUAAGGAACUGUGCUGGUUCACAGCAAUUAAACAGUAUGAUGUUUGUCUAAAUAGGCGUACACAUUUUUUCUGAUUAUUGGAGACAUACACCUUUUGAAAGUGUAUGUCGUGUAUAUAAGGUUUUUGAGCCAUCAUCUAAAGAUAUGAAGUCAAAAGGCUGUGUCCCAUCAGAAAAGAAUCGGAAAAUUACACGUUUAUUGUCAAAUAUCUGAUAAAAUAGUGUAUUGCAUUAGUGAUUCUUGAUAAAGAGUAUUACUCUGGAAAAAGGUAAUCGAUUAGUUAACUUUAAAUUACUAAUUCAAAGUUGACUAAUGUAAACAUUUGCGGACUCAUUCUUAUCAAGGUUAUAUGUUAUAAAAAAUACAAAAUAAAAAUAGUAGGUUCAUAAGUAAAGGUAUUAAUUAUGAGUGCGUGUGUGUGAAGGUGUGUGCGUGCAGACAUUGUCUCCAUAUUAUAGUGCAGCUUGGCUGUCUUAUCUGAAUAAAACUUUCCAUUACUCCUUGUCUUAUUAUUUCAAAUAAAUCUGUUCAUUCUCGCUUUUUUCUAUCUCUCCAUAUUUUGAAAAAUAAAUUUUGUGCAAAUUAUAUGAAUGCAAUAAUUCUUGUCCAUGUUCAUAGUUGUGAUAUCGCAGAUUUUCAAGUGAGUGUAUGUAUGUUGUAUAUUGUCAUAACUAUGCUAUAUGGUGUAAAGAUUUCUUUUGUAGGUUUCGAAAAUUUAUGAAAUAUUUUGACAACGGAACAGUACUUUGAACUUCAUCUCUCCAUAGCACGAAUAUUGCCCCAUAGGCCUAUUCUUGCUCGUUUGUACUACUAAUGUUAUACAGUCAUGUUAUAGCUAUCACCAAUCCUUCAGAUUUUUCAGAGCGAGACCAUUAUUUUCAUGGCUCUAACCCACUCGUUUUUUCCGAGAUGUUACUUCUCGAUUAUCGCUCUGCAGCCAUGGCAGCGUUCGAACAAAAGUUCAACUACGAUCUUUUUUAUCGCAUUGCAAGAAAGUAAAGAAUAAAGGCGUUUAAUGUUCAUCGUACGGGUGAGAUUUUUCAGGUACACUAUCCAGAGUAAACAAUGUACGAUGUACUUUAUAUAAGAAAAAAAAUAGUUGAUUGCGAUAUAUUGAAUUUAUGGAUGACUCGUAAUUUCAGCUUCAAAGUUUGAAUAACAUUUCCUUUUUCAUUACAAUUUGGAGUUGUCCUUCAUGGAACUAAAUGAGUGUUUGUAUUCGUGAUUGAGUUUUUGUGAUGUACUUAGAGAUAUAUGUUUUAAUUAAAGAAAGGAAAGUAUAUAUAUCCAUUAUUUUUAUGUGCUUAUAUAAUCUGAAAUGACAAUGGAUUUUUAUAGGAUGUACUUAUGUUCAGGGGGCAGCGCCAGGGAUGUUAUCGGAGGGGUGGGGGAGAUGUCCUACAGGUGACGUCAUUUUUUUCAGUCAGCUAUCUAUAUCGGCUUUAUGGAAUUAUACGGCCUGUGUUUCUACUUCUUACACUCCCUCUCCUUUCUUCACCCGUCUCCCCCUCUUUCUUUUUUGUUAUCCCCCUCCCCCAUUUUCUUUUCCCUACAAAUAUCACAGAGGUUCACCCCCCCCCCGCCCCCGGUGCAGUCCCUAAGAAUAUCGUGUAUAUACAGUGCGUCCCAAAAAAAACUAUACGCUUUUGAAAUGGCUGCCAAAUAAUAAAUGGAGCACUUUGGGGGAAAAGACUUAUAAAUAUGGAAAGCCAAUAAAGUCAACUUUCAAAUGACACCAAAAAGUUGGAAAACUAUUCAUGCUUGAGCUUACUGCCCACUGAAACAAAGGGUAUGAAAAUUAGGGUGGGCCGGAAUUAGCCUUCCAAUUUCUUUCAGGUUUUUUUGUUUGGUACUUAAAAGUUGAGGGUUAUUUGGUGAAUUAAAGAUCAUUUGUGAUCAGUGUGUUGUUUGUGAAAAUUUAAUGCGUUAUUAAAUUGAAAUUUAAUGCAUGAGUGAUCAUGAAUUGC